Molecule: messenger RNA, 1547 nt
Organism: Gossypium raimondii (Peruvian cotton)
Lineage: Eukaryota; Viridiplantae; Streptophyta; Magnoliopsida; Malvales; Malvaceae
Product: zinc finger CCCH domain-containing protein 23
Exons: 1
Coding region: 29-1117 (362 amino acids)
Molecular function (GO): metal ion binding
Source: RefSeq, a predicted model, not a curated record
UCGUAGAAUUAGAGAACGAUGUCCAAAAAUGAUGAUCGGAGAAUCAAUCCAACCAAAUCCCACCAUCAAAAUCCCCGUAGGGGACCCAUUCAACGAUCCGACGGCUAGCUUUCCCUCCGUUAACUUUAACUACAACAAUGCAGUCAGUAGUCCUUGCCCUGUCGAUUACCUCGGGUCUCUCCACCGUUACCUACCGUCAAACGACUACGAGUCCGAUUCGUUUAGUGAUGAUUCGGACUUGCCUGUUGAUGCAUUCUCAUGCGACCAUUUCCGGAUGUACGAGUUCAAGGUGAGGAGGUGUGCUCGUGGAAGGUCACAUGACUGGACUGAGUGUCCGUACGCUCACCCCGGUGAGAAGGCCCGAAGAAGGGACCCGAGAAAGUUCCAUUACUCUGGAACUGCUUGCCCCGAUUUUCGCAAGGGAAGCUGUAAGAAAGGCGAUUCAUGUGAAUUCGCUCACGGCGUUUUUGAGUGUUGGCUCCACCCUGCUCGUUACCGUACUCAGCCUUGCAAAGACGGUACCAGUUGUCAAAGAAGGGUUUGUUUUUUCGCUCACACACCGGAGCAGCUUCGCGUGUUGCCGCAGCAGAGUCCGAGAGGAAAUGGGUCCGCUUCAGCUGAUUUGGAUUAUGUUGGUUCGCCCAUGCGCCAUCGUCUAGAGUUUGUUUCUUCACCAACUUCUAUUCUGGCUUCACCUCCAAUAUCCCCACCUUCUGAGUCACCUCCUAUGUCACCCAGUGGCUCAUUUAACUCGGUGAGUGAACUUGCUGCUUCUAUGCGAAGUUUGCAGCUGGGUAAGUCUAAAAUGAAUGGUGCUUGCUCCUGGGGCCUGCAAAUGGGAUCGGGUUUCAGUUCUCCACGUGGUUCCACACUCCGACCCGGUUUUUGCAGCUCUCCUUCAACUCCAACUCGUACGCCGACUCGGUCUAGCCUCGGUCAGUUUGACAUCUGGGAAUUCAACGCUGUCCAAGAGGAACCUGCAAUGGAGAGAGUGGAGUCUGGGAGAGACCUGAGGGCAAGGAUGUACGCAAAACUGAGCAAGGAAAAUUCUAUCGGCCGACUUGAACCAACCGGGUCGGGUCCUGAUGUUGGAUGGGUAACUGAGUUGGUGAAAUGAAGCUAGUUCUUCGUAAUGGGUUGGGUAAUCAGCAUUUAUUUUGAUUUGUUUUGCGGAAUUUAAACAAAAAUCGGUGGCCUUUGAUUCUUCUUGACUUUUUGUGAAUAUUGAUGAUGUAUCUGAUAUUCUGGUUUGGAUAUUUGGCAUUGUAAAUAGACGAGAAGGAAAGAGAGAUCAGAGAAGUCUCUAUUUUGUGGUGCUACUGCCUCUUUUCUUCGAUAUUGUUCAUGGCAAAAAGAAAAAAAAAGGAACUACGACUUUUGUAUAGACAAGAAGGAUUUAUUAGGGCUCUGCCGAAGAAGGGGUAGCGGUUUGCUUCUUUUUCAUUUUCUUUUUCCAUUAUGAAUCACUUAAUUUCCUAUCCAGAUUUUCCCUGUAAUUUCUCCUAUCAUGGAUAAUCAAUGUAAUAUAUUUCUUAUUUUUGUCCUUA